This is a messenger RNA of Gadus macrocephalus (Pacific cod), 2719 nucleotides long. RefSeq names its product coilin p80 (gene coil). Bases 255 to 1934 code for a protein of 559 amino acids. Gene Ontology annotation, molecular function: U2 snRNA binding; U1 snRNA binding. The record is from RefSeq and is a predicted model, not a curated record. NCBI's taxonomy places the organism in Eukaryota, Metazoa, Chordata, Actinopteri, Gadiformes, Gadidae. Gene Ontology annotation, cellular component: Cajal body. The transcript is spliced from 8 exons. Gene Ontology annotation, biological process: spliceosomal snRNP assembly.
GUUUUUUUAACAGAUAUAAAAAACACAAUUUAGGCCGACCGCUUAUAAUUGCAAUGACUUGUUUAAACGACACAUUAAAGUUUUUAACAAGCGAUAAAGCCUCCGGAACGCCGCGGAGCGGUACUGCGCAUAAACGGAACACCACGGGGCCGUACUGCGCAUAACAGGAACACCACGGGGUGGUACUGCGCAUAACCGGACCCGAACAGGGUAGUGUGGCGGAAUAGUUGAAACACGCGCCGCCGAGCUCCACCAUGCUGUCUAGCAGCUCCGUCCGCGUACGGCUCCACUUCGACUACCCGCCCCCCGGGGAGGAGCGCCGCCGGGUCUGGCUGCUCGUGGACUUGGACCAGUGCCGCGUGGUGGCGGACCUGGAGCACGUGAUCCGGGAGCGCUUCUCCCUCAGCUCGAGGAGCGUGCUUAACCUCUUCAUCGAUGGCUGCUACCUGCCGCCAACCGAGAGCAUCCGUGUGGUGCGCGACAACGACCUCGUCAGCGUUCAGGUGGACGGGCGUUCUGCUGAUCCAGAGGAGAGUCGAUCCAGUAAGAGGAGUCGGCGACACUCGGAGGUUGAACCUGAAGUAACGGACGUCUUUACGGAGGGGAAGAAGAAGAAGAGAAGGAAGAAGACCGAAGGUCGGGAGGACGAGAGCGAGCCUUGCCCCCCCGAGGAGGAGGAGGAGAAACACAUGAAGAAGAAGAAGGAGAGGAAGGAGAAGACAGCAGGGGGUCGGGAGGACGAGAGCGAGCCUUACCGAGAGGAGGAGAAGGAGGAGGAGGAGGGCGCACACAAGAAACACCUGAAGAAGAAGAAGAAGAAGAAGAAACAGACGCCCAUGUCCUCCAUCAUCCCGCUGACCCCAAGUGAGCAGCAGGUCAACAAGAUCCCCAAACCAGUAGUCCUUAAUGGUCCCAAACCAGUCCUCAAUGGUCCCAAACCAGUCCUCAAUGGUCCCAAACCAGUCCUCAAUGGUCCCAAACCAGUCCUUAAUGGUGGCGCAGAAGAGGUUUCCUCCUCGGCCUCCAGUGACAGUGAAGUGGGGGCCCCUGCUCCCUGUGUAACCUCCAAAGGUCAGAAGAAGACCCCCAGAAAGACCCCAGCGCCCCCCCGGGCCCCAGCGCCCCCCCGGGGGCCCCUGAAGGCCCCGCCAGCCUCGGGGAAACGCGCCCAGCCUCCUUCCUCUUCGUCCUCGUCAGACUCUUCCUCUGAGGAUACUCGAGCCCGGUCGACCGCCCCCCCCCCGGGCGGUCCCCGUACCCCCCUGACCCCUCAGACCGCCCCCCCCCCGGGCGGUCCCCGUGCCCCCCUGACCCCUCAGACGGCCUCGAGGCCGGCUCUGGGGGGGGCCUCGAGGCCCUCAGACUCUAGCAGCGAGGAGGAGAUCAAGCUGGUGAUCAGACGCCCACUGGGGGCGGAGCCCUGCGUGAGCUCUAGAGGGCGUGGCCGGGGGAGGGGCCAGCCCCGCGGCGGGGGAGGGGUCAACGGGGGGAGGGGGGAGGGUUGGGUCGGGAGGGGGACUCCUCUGGACUACGAACAGGAGGAGCGGCGGCACAGACCGGCGCUGGAGGACUCGCUGACCCACCAGAGUGCCGCCGACCCCCGACCGAGGAAGGACUACAGCAGCCUGCCGCUGCUCGCAGCUCCCCCCGGCGCCGGGCAGAGGAUCGUCUUUAAGCUGCUGGAGCUGACGGAGAACUACACCCCUGAGGUCUCGGAGUAUAAAGAGGGGAAGAUUCUCCAUUUUGACCACGCCACCAAGCAGGUGGAGAUGGAGCUGCUGGCCUCAUGGCAAGCCCCUGCAGAACCCGGUAAGUUCGACCUGGUCUACCAGAACGCAGACGGCUCGGAGAGCGUGGAGUACGCCGUGUCCCGGAGCGGCUCCCGGGUGACGGAGCGCUGGGACUCGCUACUCGAACCCCGCCUGCUGCUCUAGAACGCUGCCAUGCUGCUCUAGAUCAUCCUCCUAGAUCGGCUGCUGCUCCUCUAGAUCGGCUGCUGCUCCUCUAGAUCGGCUGCUGCUGCUCCUCUAGAUCGGCUGCUGCUGCUCCUCUAGAUCGGCUGCUGCUCCUCUAGAUCGGCUGCUGCUGCUCCUCUAGAUCGGCUGCUGCUGCACCUCUAGAUCGGCUGCUGCUGCACCUCUAGAUCGGCUGCUGCUGCUCCUCUAGAUCGGCUGCUGCUGCUCCUCUAGAUCGGCUGCUGCUGCUCCUCUAGAUCGGCUGCUGCUCCUCUAGAUCGGCCCCUGCUGCUCCUCUAGAUCGGCUGCUGCUGCUCCUCUAGAUCGGCUGCUGCUGCUCCUCUAGAUCGGCUGCUGCUGCUCCUCUAGAUCGGCUGCUGCUGCUCCUCUAGAUCGGCCCCUGCUGCUCCUCUAGAUCGGCUGCUGCUGCUCCUCUAGAUCGGCUGCUGCUGCUCCUCUAGAUCGGCUGCUGCUGCUCCUCUAGAUCGGCUGCUGCUGCUCCUCUAGAUCGGCUGCUGCUGCUCCUCUAGAUCGGCUGCUGCUCCUCUAGAUGCUCCAGAUCGGCUGCUUUGGUUUUGCUCUCCAGUUUCUGUAAUGUUGUUCCCAUGUCGACCAUAUGUUCAGAUGGUAAAAUGUGUUUGGACUCUUAUGAGCAUAUUUUAGUACAAACUACUAAGGUUAUGGCUGUUUUUAAGGAUUUAGAUACCAUUGUAAUUAAUUCAAUUUUUUUUAAGUUUUAAUAAAUAAAUUCAGCAUUCUUUGAA